UCAGAUUCGAUGAGUUCUUCGACUUUUCCCACUGCCUCCUCCAUCUUCAUUUCAGACUUUUGAGUUAAAUCAUGGAGCAGGGUCUAGGAAACUAUGUCAAAGAUGCAACAGGAAAGCGACCUGCACUCCGCGGCGGCCCCGCACCUCCUCGCCCUCUCCGCGCGCCCCGUCGGGGCACGCACCGACCCCCCGGCCGGGUCUCUCCGGGCCGCGGCGACUCGGAACACGACGGCCACCGCCGCCUUCUCUUCCUCAGCACAAGCCCCGGCGGCGAGCAGAAGGUCGCGGUCAGAGCCCCACCGGGGCCAAAGCGAGUCUCGCCGCCUCCGCAGCCUCCACGACCAAGUCCCUUCACUCGUCCGCGCCGCCCGGAGAAAAUGUCACCAGAGGCCGUUCCGCUCGGAGCCUCACUUCCGCCCGGAACCACAGAGCCUGAGCCGGUCGGCUAG
Messenger RNA from Hippopotamus amphibius kiboko, 449 nucleotides. Its product is annotated as basic proline-rich protein-like. The coding region runs from base 72 to 449 and encodes 125 amino acids. The record is from RefSeq and is a predicted model, not a curated record. NCBI's taxonomy places the organism in Eukaryota, Metazoa, Chordata, Mammalia, Artiodactyla, Hippopotamidae. The transcript has 2 exons.